Molecule: messenger RNA, 1512 nt
Organism: Arachis ipaensis
Lineage: Eukaryota; Viridiplantae; Streptophyta; Magnoliopsida; Fabales; Fabaceae
Source: RefSeq, a predicted model, not a curated record
AUGGGUUACAUGGUUUCCCAAAAAGGUGGAUAUGAUAAAGUGGGUUUUACCAGCAAAGACUUACAUAACCACAUUAGUAAGACUAGGCGUGGCAAAGUGAAAGACGGUGAUGCAUUUGCUGCGUUGGCCUAUCUAUUUUCUAAGGCAGACAGUGACCCAUUAUUUCUAGGAAAGUUCACCUUAAAGGAUGGUAGGUUGGAUAAUUUGGUGUGGGCUGAUGGAGAAAGCAUUGUUGAUUACGAAUGUUUUGGCGAUGUACUGGCUUUUGACACCACUUACAAGAAAAAUGUAUACAACAAGCCCUUAGUCAUAUUUUCAGGGACCAACCACCAUGGCCAGACAACUAUCUUUGGAUGCGCUCUGCUCUCAGAUGAAAGGUCCGAAACUUUCAAGUGGGCACUGAAGGAAUUUUCGGAAAUCAUGUCAGGAAAACUACCUGGAGGCAUUGUUACAGACGGAGACCGUGCUAUGAGAGAGGCUAUCUUAGAAGUAUUUCCUGGUAUACCACACCACCUUUGUGCAUGGCAUCUCCAUCGUAGUGCGAGAUGGAACGAGAUCAUAUCCAAAUACGGACUUGCCGAGAAUGAAUGGGUCCAGGGCAUUUAUAAUGAUAGAAUGAAGUGGGCUACCGCAUAUUUGAGGGAGCACUUCUUUGGCCGCAUAAGAACUACAUCACAGCGUGAGGAAAUUCAUUCAUUAUUGAAGAACUAUGUUGACAGUAAAACCAGUCUCCUUGAAUUCAUGCAUAAUUUAGUGAAUUUUGAGAAACAAGCUGCUGAACUUUAUACUAGAAAUAUUUUCAAACUUGUGAAAGAUGAGAUAGAAGCAGCAGGUGCCUUAAAUGUGACUGAAUGCCCAAACAGUGGAGACAUUGUUGAGUACAACACGAGUGAGUAUUUUAAUCAGCAAUGGAAAUUUAAAGUAUCUUACAAUAAAGACAAGGACCUAUUUGCGUGUGAGUGCAGGCUAUUUGAGACUCAUGAAUUACCGUGUUCCCACAUCUUUGGGGUCUUGAAGCAUCGCAAUGCAAAAUGCAUCCCUACAUCUCUUAUCCUGAAAAGAUGGACAAGAGAUGCAAAGAGUGGUUUUAUAUGCUCAAUUGGCGAGCAAGACACUGCUGAUGAUAUAGUGUCCACACUUAGAUGCGGUGCAAUGGCAUCUAUUUGUUGGAAGCUUUGUGAUAUUUCUUCCAAAAAUUCAGCCGACUAUAAGAAAAUCUCAGGUGAGUUACUUAAGCUAAUUUCGAAGGUGCAAAAUAAAGGUGAUGCACAAGCGAGGCUUUCCCCCACGUCAGCGCUAAUAGGUGAUCCAGCUAUUGUGAAGUCAAAAAGGGCUCCAAGAAAGGUUCCAAAAGGCCAAAAGAGGCAAAGAUGUUCGCAUUGUAAGUCAAGCAGGCAUUUCCUUAGGACAUGUCCAUUACUCGCCAAGGAGGACUCCCCCGCCGAAUACUCAAAUGCUGAAGAUGAACCAAUGGUUGAAGAAUGUGAUGCCAAUAAACAGACUCCCGUUUAG